CAUGACUGGCCUCUUUUGGGAGGUAUAAAUGCUUCUUCAUUCCAAAGCAUUCUUCUCGGAUUAAGUGAUCAUCAUGCCUUCCUACACAAAGCAGAUCGUCUUCCUCGUAGGAUCGACGGGGAAUACUGGAUCAUCUAUCGUUCGUGCGUUGGCGAAACAGCCGGAGAGAUUCGUAUGCCCAGAGCUUUCUUUUUUUUUUUCUGUGUUCGGGUUUUGAUUUCUUGGCAAGGUUAUAAAAGCCCUCGUACGACCGUCGUCGAUGGACAAGCCUAUCGUUCAAGAAUUUCGAAAACUAGGAGUUGAGAUCGUUCCAGGAGAUUUGGCUGAUGAUACCCAAGAGUCGCUGGAGACCAAAUUGCAAAAUACGGACAUUCUCAUUAAUACCACCUUACCGUUUAUACGCGAGCAUCAGAACAAACUCUUCCUUGCGGCCAAACAUUCCGGCGUCAAAAGAGUGGUUCCAUCUGACUUUGGCCCUUCUGCACCUCCGGGUGUGAUGAAAUAUCAAGACUCUAAACUCAAGCUACGACAAUUCAUAAUCAAAAACGAGAUCCCGUGCACUUUCAUCCAAGUUGGGUGGUGGCCAUCGUUAUUGUUUCCCUAUCGGCACUCGGUCGAAGGCACCUCGAUUAGAAUUACGAUGGGAAAACGGUUUUAUGGGUCCGGGAAAGUGAAAAUUGCCUAUACUGAUCUCGAACGCGUCGGAGAUUUUGUUGCACGUAUUAUUACCGAUCCACGAACUUUGAACAAGACAGUCCAAACUUGGGAUGGCGAGACUACACUCGAAGAGGUUUGGGAUAUCGCUUCUAGAAUCACGGGCGAGAAUUUUGAUGAUUAUCCUCGGUUCUCCGCAGAAGAUAUCGAGUCUACCCUCAGAAAUAAUCCAGAUUUUAUUACUAUGGUGAUGUCUGAGUACAGACGAUCGGUGUUUAUUCGAGGGGACAAUACGGUUGAGAAAGCCGUUGGGUUGGGAGCGUUGGAUGCGCGAGUUUUGUAUCCUGAUUAUGUCCCGCUUCCGCUGGAGGAGAUCGCAAAGAAGUUCUAUGGCAGUAAUUAAAGUUAAACUCACCUCUUUACGUCUUUGAUACGAACAACUUGAUCAUGCGAGUUUGAACUUUAGAAAGAAUCGGUGCCGGACUCGAUAAGAUAGGCUCCUUGGGAGCGCUAAAGGAGAGAAGAGAGGAAGAAGGAAGGGAGACCUAGAACUUAGGUAUUCAG
Messenger RNA from Marasmius oreades (fairy-ring Marasmius), 1218 nucleotides. RefSeq lists its product as uncharacterized. Bases 260 to 1057 code for a protein of 265 amino acids. The record is from RefSeq and is a predicted model, not a curated record. Lineage: Eukaryota; Fungi; Basidiomycota; Agaricomycetes; Agaricales; Marasmiaceae. The transcript has 3 exons.